AUGUCCAUUGGCUCCAUUCAUCACCUAAACCUGGUUCGCCUCAUAGGUUUCUGCACAGAGGGAAAAGACCGGCGACUGUUAGUGUACGAGUACAUGGAGAAUGGAUCUCUGGACAAACACCUUUUCGACAGAAGAUCUAUUCUUCCAUGGCAUGCACGCUUCAAAAUUGCUCUUGGGGUCGCCAAAGGCCUGGCAUACUGUCACGACCACUGCAGAGCCCGAAUUGUGCACUGUAAUUUGAAGCCCCACAAUAUUCUUCUCGAUUCCCAGAUGGAACCCAAAAUAUCAGACUUUGGUCUGGCGAAGGUCAUGGGUAGAGAUCAGAGCGGCACUCUUACCAUUUUCAGAGGUACCAGAGGAUAUUGUGCUCCAGAAUGGCUGCGAGACGUGCCCAUUACUGUGAAAGCAGAUGUGUAUAGUUAUGGUCAGAUGUUGUUUGAGCUCAUUAGCGGGAGAAGGAACUUGAUAACGGAACUCAGCCCUGAAAGACAGUACUAUCCUUGCUGGUCUUUCAAUCAAAUAAAGGAAGGCAACGCAUUGGGUAUAGCAGAUGAAAACCUGGGCAGUUCUGUUGAUGUUAAUUAA
This is a messenger RNA of Cryptomeria japonica (Japanese cedar), 585 nucleotides long. RefSeq names its product G-type lectin S-receptor-like serine/threonine-protein kinase At2g19130. Gene Ontology annotation, biological process: protein phosphorylation. The transcript has a single exon. Lineage: Eukaryota; Viridiplantae; Streptophyta; Pinopsida; Cupressales; Cupressaceae. The coding region runs from base 1 to 585 and encodes 194 amino acids. The record is from RefSeq and is a predicted model, not a curated record. Gene Ontology annotation, molecular function: protein kinase activity; ATP binding.